AGAGACAGGGUCUUAUUCUGUCGUCUAGGCCUCAGCUCCUGGCCUCAAGCGAUCCUCUCCCCUCAGCCUCCCCAAGUAUUGGGAUUGCAGGUGUGAGCCAGGACGCCUACCCGCAAACAGAAACUCUUUACCCAUUAAACAAUAACUCUGUAGUAUUCCUUCCUUCCUGCCCCUGGUAACCACUAUAGUACUUUCUGUCUAAUAUGAAUUUGCCUGUUCGAGGUGCCUCAUAUAGGUGGAAUUGCAUAUUUGUGCCUGGCAUAUUUCAUUUAGCACAUUUUUUCAAGGCUCAUCCAUAUAGCACGUAUCAGUACUUCAUUUCUUUUAGUUGCUGAAUAUUAUUAUUAUUAUUAUUUUUGAGACAGAGUCUCACUCUGUCUCUUAGGCUAGAGUGCAGUAGCAUGAUCUCGGCUCACUGCAACCUCCGCCUCCCGGGUUCAAGCGAUUCUUGUGUCUCAGCUUCCCGAGUAGCUGAGAUUACAGGCGCCCACCACCACGCCCGACUAAUUUUUGUAUUAUUAUUAUUUUUUAGUAGAGACAGGGUUUCACCAUGUUGGCCAGGCUGGUCUUGAACUACUGACCUCAGGUGAUCCACCCGCCUCAGUCUCCCAAAGUGCUGGGAUUACAGGCGUGAGCCAACACGCCUGGCUGCUGAAUAUUAUUUUAUUGUGUAGAGUAAUGUAUUCAUUCGUUGGUUGAUAAGGCAUUUGGGUUAUUUUCACCUUUUGGCUGUUGUUCCAGAUAAUGCUGCUAUGAGCAUAUUUGUACAGGUUUUUGUGUGGAAAUAUGUUUUUGUUUCUCUUCGGUAUAUAGGAAAAGAAUUACAGAAUCAACUCUGUGCUUAACCAUUUGAAGAACUGGUUUUCUUUUCCAAAAUGGCUGCACCAUUUACAGCCCUGCCAGCAGGUUAUAAAAGUUCCAGCUUCUCUGCAUCCUUGGCAACAUUUGUUAUUAUUUUUUUAUUAUAGCCACUCAGGUGGGUCUGAAGUAUUUUGUCGUGUUUUUUAUUUGUGUUUCCUUGUUACUGAUAUCGUUCAGCAUAUUUCCAUGUGCUUAUUGCUCAUAUGCAUAUGUUCUUUGGAGAACUGUCUGAGAUUCUUUGCUCAUUUUUAACUGGGUUAUUUCUCUUUUUAUUGUUGAAUUUCAAUGGUUCUUUAUAUAUUCCAGAUACAAGUCCUUAUCAGUUACAUGAUUUACAAAAAUUUUCUACCAUUCCCAUUCCUUGAGUUGUCUUUUCACUUUCUUGAUGGUGCCCUUUGAAGCACAACAUUUGUGUGUGUGUGUGUGUGUAUUUUUAGUAGAGAUGGGGUUUUGCCAUGUUGGUCGGGCGGGUCUUAAACUCCUGAUCUCAGGUGAUCCACCCACCUUGCCGGUGAACCACCACAGCACCCGGCCCGUUUUUGGUUUUUUUGUUUGUUUGUUUUUUGAGCCAGAGUAUUGCUCUGUUGCCCUGGCUGGAGUGCCGUAGUGCCAUCUUGGUUCACGGCAACAUCUGGCUCCCGGGUUCAAGUGAUUCUUCUGCCUCAGCCUCCCGAGUAGCUGGGAUUACAGGUACACACCACCACACCCUGCUAAUUUUUAUAUUUUUGGUAGAGACAGAGUUUUGCCAUGUUCCUCAGGCUGGUCUCAAACUCCUGAAUUCAAGUGAUCCACCCGCCUCAGCCUCCCAAAGUGCUGGGAUUACAGGCGUGAGCCACCACUCCCGGCCAGAAGCACAAUUUUUAAUUUUUAUGAUGUUCAGUUUAUAUUUGUUUUUCCCUUUGUUGCUUGUAUUUUUGUGUGUCUUAAUAUGUCUUCUAAGUCUGUUUUAAUGGAUGGAUUCUCCCCUUCCUGCCUCUCAUUUAUCUGUUGAAGAAUUUUGCCUAUUUGACCUGUAGAGUUUCCUAUGGUCUGGAUUUUUCUAAUUAUGUUCCCAUGGUACAGUUCAGCUUCUCUCUGUCUCUGUAUUUCCUGCAAAUUGGCAGCUACACCAAGAGGUGUGAUCAGAUUCUGAUGUUCAAGGGCUUUUGUCUAUCUUACAGGCAGUCAGUAUGCUAUUAUAUUAGGAGACACACAAUGUGUGGUUGUGUCUCUGUGAUAUUAUUUUAGUAGCUUUGAUGCUGAAUGCUGAUUAGGUCUUCAUUGGGGUUUGCAAAUGUAUGAUAGUCUAAUUCUGUUAUCAUUUGUUAGCUGACAAACUUUUGUUUAAAUUUUAUUUUAAAAAUUAAUAAAAGCAGGGACAGGAGGAUCGCUUGAGCCCAGGAAUUGAAGACCACCCUGGUCAACAUAGUGAGACAUCAUUUGUACAAAAAAUUAGAAAAAUUAGCCAGGCGUGGUGGUGUCAACCUGUAGUCCUGGCUGUUCGGGAGGCUGAGAUGAGAGGAUUGUUUGAGCCCAGGAAUUUGAGGGUUGUGGUAAGCUCUGAGCAUGCCACUGCUCUCCAGGGCAAAAAAGAAAAAAAAAAACCCUAAAAAUAGAGCUUUUGGGGAUAUACAGUUCUAUGAAUUUUAACACAUCUAUAGAUAUAACAAACUACAAGUCAUUAUACAGAGCAGUUCAGUCACCGGAAAACCUCCUGCUAUCCCUUUGCAGUCACACCCCUACUUCACCCCAACUCUGGAAACCAGCAACCUGUUUCCUGUCACUCUAGUUUUGUCUUUUUGAAGUACCCUCUUGAGACUGUGUUAUUUAGCAUUAUGCCUUUUGAGGGUCAUCCAGGUUGUUGCAUGUGUGAAGAGUGUUGUCCCUUUCUGUGGUUGAUUAUCAUUCCAUUGGAUGGAUGUGCCAGUUUUUUAUUCGUUCACUUUUAGAAGGACUUACGUGUUGUGUCCAGUUUUUGGCGAUGAUGAAUAGAGCUGCUCUAUACAUUCAUGUAUACAUUUCUUGCUUGCACAUAGGUUACAUUUCACCAGCUAAGUACCUAGGAAUGGGAUUACCAGCAUAUUCCUACAGUGCUGUAUGCCUUUUAGUUCUCCAGGGAAUAGGAAAGACAAGAUACAUGCUUGUUCUCUCCUUUUACUGGCAGUUUUUAAAAACAGACUGUUUCUUAGAGCAUUUUCAGGUUCACAGCAAAAUUGAAGAAGUACGAAGAGUUCCCAUAUCCCCCCAAUCCACAUGUACAUAGCCUGCCCCACUCUCAACAUCCCCCACUAGAGUGGCACAUUGUUUCCAAUUGAUGAACCUAUGUUGACAUGUCCUUAUUACGCAAAGUCUUUAGGCUUCAUUAGGGUUCACUCUUGGUGUUGUACAUUAUAUGGGUUAUAUUAUAUAUUAAAUGCAGAGUGAUGUCUAUUCACCAUUAUGGUAUCAUAGAGAAUAGUUUCACUGCCCUAUAAAUCCUCUGUGCUUUCUGCCUAUUUAUCGCUCCCUCCUCUCAACCCCUGGCACUGAUCUUUUUACUGUCUUCAUAGUUUUGCUGUUUCCAGAAAUGUCAUAUAGUUGGAAUUGUAACAAUUUUAAAAAUAAUGAAUUUGGUUCCCUAUCUUCUCUGAAGGUGAUUUUCUUUCCUUUUUGUUUUUUGAAUUGUUAUGAACUCAUUUGUUGGGGUUCAGUCCAUUGUAAUUCUUACACCUGUUAAAGCUCAAAUUGUUCGUUUUUGGCCAAGGGCAGCCUCUUCUGGUAGGCUUCUGAGUCCUUCUAAAGUGACUCAUAGUCUGUGAUUUGUCCCCUCACUACCUUAUAAAAUGAGACUUUCCGGGAACAUCUUUUACAAUUUCUGCCUCACACCUGGAAUAUCUCCAAGAAGCCUUGGGUUUUUUUCAGUGGGAAAUGGUAUUUCAAAACCACUGCCAGGACUGUUGGGGUGUUCUAAUGCUUAUUGCUACUGAGUUAGUCUUCGUUUCUAAUUCUAAGUGGAUAGUGCUGGGAGGUACUACCCUCGGAAUCCUGGUUUUCAAGGACAUAGGUGUGGUAGAAUAUUUGAUAAUUACUCGUUUAUUUUGUCACAUAUUAUGUCUCUGACAGUUACAAAACAACAAUACUAAUAUAUCCACCAUGGGUUGAAACCAGUUAAAACCAUUCUUUGCAUGCGCUCUCCAUUUCCCCCCAUUCCCUGUGCAGUUGUCUUCCAUAUAUCACCAGGGCAUGUUGCCAUUAGAACGCACACCCAUUAUGCGCCCUUGUAUUCUGUUCCUCUUCGUCCCUGUGUAGUCGACAGGUAACUAUUUAGCGCUCACCUCUAUUCCUAUGUCAGUAUCCCUCUAUCUACAUGGGUUCUCUCAAACUCAUUUUCUAGUAGAUAUCUCUAGAAGGGCUUAUGGGAACAAUAUUCCCUGAGUUUUUGUAUGUUGAUAAUAUGUAUAAUGUUUAUACUCGAAAGUUCUACUGGCCAUAAAAUUCUUGGCUUUCAUUUUCCUUCCUUGAGUAUUUUAUUUUCUGGUAUAAUAUGUUGCUUUGGAAAGUUUGUUGUUAAUGUAGUUUUUUUCCCUUAUAAAUUACUUGAUGUUUUUGCCUAGAUGCUCAAGUUUAUUUUUUCCUUAAAAAUCCUGCAAUUUUACUAUAUCUUGGUAUUGAUUAUUUUGGCCCAGUAUUUUCCAGUAUGCAAUGUGUGCCUUAAAUAUGUAGUUUCUAAUUUUUUUCUGGUGUCCUGGCAUGUCAUCCAGGCUGGCCUCUAAUUCCUGGGCUCAAGUGAUCCUCUCGCCUCAGCUUCCCCAAUGCUGAGAGUAUGGGCUGCAUUAGCUCUUUUUUCUUAAUUUUGGCAAAAAUUUCUUGGAUUACAGUUUUUAGUGUUGCUUGUUCUCCUGCUUUUGCUUUCUCCAGGGAUUCCUGUUAUAUAAGAAAUAGGAACAAUUUUUGUUGCUUUCUUUAGAAUCCUAUUAUUUCAUCAUUUCGUUUUUGGUUUUUAGAAUUAUCUUCCUUCUUACUUUCAAUUUCUCGAAGGCAUUAUCUGUAAUAUUCAUUCUUGUGUUCCUUGGGUUUUAUUCUUCAUUUCUCAAAUAAAUUUUUAAAUUUCUAAUUACUUACUGAGUCAUGUUCUCACAUUUCUGAGUUUCUUCUGUUCUGAUGUUGUUUUUCAUGCUUUAUAUAAUUUUCUUAAUGUUUUUAGCUCAUUUUGAAAUACUAAUAGUAGGUUCUAAUUUUAAUCUCCUUUGUGUUUCUGGCCUUCUAGCAUGAUGUAUUUGUCUGUAAGGAGGAUGUUGUUUUGUUGUUUUGUUCCCGAUUCCUUCACUGUUUUUUUUUGUUUGUUUGUUUUUUUGAGACGGAGUCUUACUCUGUCGCCUGGGCUGGAGCGCAGUGGUGCUAUCUCGGCUCUCUACAACCUCUGCCUCCUGAGUUCAGGCAAUUCUUCUGCCUCAGCCUCCCGAGUAGCUGGGACUAUAGGUGCGCGCCACCAUGCUCGGCUAAUUUUUGUAUUUUUAGUAGAGACAGGGUUUCACCAUAUUGGCCAGGCUUGUCUUGAACUCCUGACCUCGUGGUCUGCCGCCUCGGCCUCCCAAAGUACUGGGAUUACAGGCGUGAGCUACCAUGCCUAGCCCCUUCCCCAUUUUCUUAUAAUAACUUCUAUGAGAUUUGGAUCUGAAAACUUUGCCAUGGGUCAGUUUUAUUGGAAGUUCAUUUUCCUGAAUGUUUGGAAGAAAGCCUAGUGACUCAGGAUAGCAUUUCUAAUUUCACAGAGUUAUUUUUCCGUUAUGAAACACAGAUUGCCUUUGAGGUCUCCUGUUUCUACUACUGCCCCUCACUUUUAUGUGGGCCUCCUCUUUCCUUUGUUUCUGGAGAACCUUUUCCUGUUCAAUUCUGUUUUAAUUUUCAGCAGUUUUUUUUCUGUGUGAGUGAGGCUGUUUCCUAGCAGGGAGGUCUGGUUGGUCAUUUUCAAGUUCAUCAGGGCUUCAUCAGGGCUUGUCCACUUCAACCCUUACGCUAUAGGCCCUUUGCACCAUCUGCAUCUUCAAAUGUGCCCACUGUUCGUUCCAAUGAAGACUUGUUUGUUAUUUGGCUUGUAGAGGGACAUGGAAGAAGCAAAUCAGUCUUUACCUCUCUCAAGGCUGGAGAUUUGCAGGCACUGGUUUUAUCUGUAACUGGAGAUGAGAGUUCAGGCCAAACACUGGUUUAAAAAUCUGUAUAUGAAAUAGCGAUACCCUGGAAUCUAGGACUGAGAUCCUGUGCCUCACACCCACCCACGCGGCCAAGUGCCUACCUGUGGCAGUGACUUCUUAGUGCUCGUCCACAUCUAGGUCUUCUUUAGUCCCAGGCUGAUGGGAACAUUUAAUUCCUUUGCUCCUUGAUGUUAGAUGGGAUCAGGUGACUGAUGCUGGCCAGUGGACUUUGAGGGAGGUUGUGUUACUUCUGAGUUGGCAUAGUGAAAAGCCCAUGAAGAUGCUCUGCUCUCUUUCUUGCCUAGGAUAUCCCUGGUCAUAGGAUUCAUUUGAUGCAGGAACAAGGUGGUCAGCCUGGCUCUUUGAAUAACUGGAAAUGGCCCCUGCAUACCCGUGUUGGACAUAUUACAUGAGGCAGAAAUAAAUUUCUGUUGUGCUAAGCCAUUGAAAUGUUGGGGUUGUUACCACAGCAUCACUUAGACCUGUGCUGUCUAACAUGGCAGCCACUAGGCUACAUGUGGCCAUGAGCACUUGAAAUGUGGCUAGUCCUAAUUAAGAUGUGCUGUAACUUUAAAAUAAUACUAUAUUUGGAAAAAAAGGUGUAAAAUAUCUUAAUAAUUUUUAUAUUACAUAUUAACAUCUUGUAUUCAUUGGGUUAAAUAAGAUGUAUUGAAAUUAUUUUCAGCUUUCUCUUUAGUUUUUUUCAUGAAGCUGCUUAGAAAAUUUAAAAUUAUACACGUGGUCACAUUUGUGGCAUUAUCCGCAGCACUGACCCCUACCUUAGUAAUUCAGUACCCCUCCCUCAUUUUGACAAAAGCUGGUCAGUUGAUUGUCAGAGAAACUGAAUCAGUGAAACUCCAGAUUUGAAGAGAGUACAGAAGAGGAGUACACUACAGAUGGGGAUUAAGCGAAAGUCGACCUACUGGAUCAGGAGAUACACUUCCUUGUCUUUAAUUUCUGUCCAUGUCCUUUUUCCACUUGUUUGCAGAGCACUGACAAUUGGAGUUAUACACUUCACCUAGGAGACUGAAGGACUCUUUUCUAAGAAAUCGAAUGGCUUCAGGAAAGAGAUCAACAGAGCCCGAUAUUUAAGGCUCUCCGUAUCUGCACAAGCAGGAGUUACCCUGCAGUAAAGCCUGCUAGUUCACAAGCCUCACCUACAUGCAGAGAGGGUCCAGUUGGGGUUGACGAACCACUCUUUAUGGGAACAGCACCCAAGAUACACCAGACACUGGUGGAAAAUUCUAACAGGAAUUAACUUGUUAAGGGAAAGAUAAUAAUAAUAUGAGUCUAUGUGCAUAUUAUCAGUGAUCUGUUUGCAUAUUAAAUAAUUCAGAUAAUGAAAGUACAAGUGAAAAAAUGAGUCUUUGCGAUAAAGCUCUUCUCCAGCCAUCCCCAUUUCUACAAUAUUUUUUUCCAAUUUUUAAAAUCAAGGUAAAAUAUACAUACCCCAAAUUUAUCAUUUUAACCAUUUUUAAGUAUAUAGUUCAGUGGUAUUAAAUACAUUCAUAAUGUUGUGCAACCAUCACCACCAUCCAUCUCCCAUACUCUUUUCAUCUGGUGAAGCUGAAAAUAUACUCAUCUUGUAAAGCUGAAAUAACAACUCUCCCUUCUUCCCUUUCCCCAUCCUUGGCAACCAUGAUUCUACUGAUGUCUCUAUGAUCUUGACUACUAAGUACGUCAUAUAAGUGGCAUCAUUUAGUAUUUUUCUUUUUGGUGGCUGGCUUAUUUCACUUAGCAUAAUGUCUUCAAGGUUUAUGUUGUGGCAUGUCUCAGAAUUUCCCUCCUCCUUAAGGCUGAACAAUACUCCAUUGUAUGCAUAUACCACAUUUUGCUUAUCCAUUCAUUCAUCCAUGGAUACUUGGGUUACUUUCACAUUUUAGCUGUUGUGAAUAAUGCUGCCAUUAACGUGGAUAUGCAACUAAAAGAGUACUGUAAACAAAUGCCAACAAAUUGGAUAACCUGGAUGAAAUGGACAGAUUCCUAGAAACACAAAACCUACUAAGACUAAAUAAUGAAGAAACAGAAUAUCAGAAUAGACCUGUAACUAGUGAGGAGAUUGAAUGAGUAAUCAAAAAUCUCCUGACAGAAAAGAAAAACCCUGGACCUGAUGGCUUCACUGGUGAAUUCUACCAAACAUUUAAGGAAAAACUAAUACCAUUCUUCAAGUUUUCAAAAACAAAAAAAACUGGAGAAAGAGAACCCUUUCCAACUCAUUCUAUGAGGCCAACAUCACACUGACACCAAAGUUAGACAAAGAUACUACAAGGAAACUACAGAUAAUACUUCUUAGGAACGUUGAUGCCAAAAUCUUCAAUAAAGUACUAGCAGAGUUUCCUCUAAUAUUUUAAGAAGUUUGCUGAAGUGUGAAUAGUUCUUUGAUUAAUAUUUUUUCGAGACGGAGUCUCACCGUGUUGCCCAGGCUGGAGUGUAAUGGCAUGAUCUCAGCUCACUGCAACCUCUGCUUCCCGGGUUCAAACGAUUCUCCUGCCUCAGCCUCCUAAGUAGCUAGGAUUACAGGCACCUGCCACCAUGCCUGGCUAAUUUUUGUACUUUUAGUAGAGACAGGGUUUCCCCAUGUUGGCCAAGCUGGUCUCGAACUCCUGACCUCGUGAUCUGCCCUCCUCGGCCUCCAAAAGUGCUGGGAUUACAGGUGUGAGCCACCGUGUCCCGCCAGCUAAUAAUUUUAGGGAGCAGAUGAAGAGGUCUUCAGACUGCUUUUAGCUCAGGUUUUUUUGUUUUAAAAUUUAUUAAGUGGAAAGAAACAUGUUAACUGAAGAUUGAAGUUUGCUGAAGUAUGAAUAGUUCUUCGGUUAAUAAUUUUAGGGCGCAGAUGAAGAGGCUUUCAGAUUGCUUUUGUCUCAGGAUUUUUUGCUUUAAAAUUUAUAAAGUGAAUGGAAAGAAACGUUAACUGAGGAUUAGUGCUAGUUUUUCUUGACAGGUCAUUUCCUAUAGGGAGGGCAGUAGUAUAAGCAAAACAACAAAAUAUUCAAAAUUCUCAAAUAAGUACUAUUUAUUAUUGAAAAACUCAGAUAAAUGUAGAAGUUAUUUUUUCUCUCUAUUGAGCAGCAGUUACAUAUGCUAGAAUCAUAGUUUGAAUGAUUCAGACUGUGUACCUGUGAUCUGACAUACCUGGAUUGGAGUUCCAUCUCUGCCACCCACUUUAUUUGACUCCAUAGAGAAAUUACUCAAGCCCCUUAAGACAGACACUGAAAUAGGAUACAGUUUCCAAGAAGGCAAGAUUUUUUGGAUUUUUUUGUUGUUGUUCAUUGCUGUAUGCUGAGGUUUAGAUUAGUUCCUGGGACACAGAACUAGCAGUCAGUAAAUACGUUGAAUGAACCCGAAGAAUUCCUGCCUCCGAAUUGUUUUGGGGAUGAAAUGCGGUAAUGCAUGUAAAGCAUUGGGCAUGCAAGUGAAGCCAGCCACGUAUUAAACAGUACUCAGCUCUUACCUCUGUAUCUUAUAUUCUUAUUUCCGUGACUGUAUCCUCACACAUGAAGAAAUGGCUACUUAUUUAUUAUUAUUAUUACUAUUAUUAUUGCUACUUAUUUUUUAAAGCCACUUACAUCUCUGGAGAUCUCUGUAUGUGUGUUAAAAAUACCAUGUUUUGUAACAAUUGGCUUGUCUUAGAAAACUUUUCAAUUAUACAGAAUUUGAGAUCUUUACAACUUGAAUUUUCUUUUUUUUCUUUUUGAGUCUCGCUCUGUCUCCCAGGCUGGAGUGCAGUGGUGCGAUCUCAGGUCACUGCAGUCUCUGCCUCCUGGGCUCAAGCGAUUCUCCUGCCUCAGCCUCCUGAGUACAGGCACGCGCCACCAUGCCCAACUAAUUUUUGUAUUUUUAGUAGAGAUGGGGUUUCAUCAUUUUGGCCAGGAUGGUCUCGAUCUCCUGACCUCGUGAUCCGCCCACUUCGGCCUCCCCAAGUGCUAGGAUUACAGGCGUGAGCCACCGUGCCCGGCCACAACUUGAAUUUUCAUAGCAAACUAGUUUUUAUUGUCAAAUUAGAAAUUUAUGCUUGAAGCCUAGUGCUUCUUUUGCCUAUGCAUCUCAUCUAAAAGUAAUGGCACUUAUCACGUCAGCCUCAUGGAUUGUGGUAGUGGUUGUUAUCCUUGGAAUUACCGGUAGGGUAACAGUCUCCAGGCAUACCAUGGGUUCUUCAGUUAUGAGUGGCAUAGCUUAUGUACAUGUUAACUGUGAAUAAUAAACGAUUUUUCCAACUUACUGCAAUACUCUUAUUUAUGUCUGUAAUGUGAAUUGUCCAGAGGAGAAGUUGUGGUCAAUUGAUGAUUAGGCUGAUGGUUUCUGCUAGCUCUGGCAAAAGGUGAAUCCAGUUGCUUUCUAGCACUUUUCCUACUAACCCUGCUUCUCACCCUGUACCUAAUACCACAUUUUUAGUUUAGUUUUUGUUUUGUUUUGUUUGAGACAGGGUCUAACUUUCUGACACCCAGACUGGAGUGCAGUGGUGUGAUCAUAGCUCGUCUGCAGCCUCCACCUCCCAGGCUCAAGUGGUUCUCUCACCUCAGCCUCCUGAAUAGCUGGGACUACAGGAUUAUGCCCCCAUGCCUGGCUGUUUAAAAAUUUUUGGGUAGAGAUGGGGUUUUGCCACGUUGCCAUGGCUGGUCUCAAACUACUGGGUUUAAGCAAUCCUCUUGCCUUGGCCUCCCAAAGUGUUGGGAUUACAGGCAUGAGCCACUGCACCCAGAAUCACCUUUUUUUAGUUUGGAAGAUGACAUCUUUUUUUUUUUUUUUCUUAGAGAAGCUAGAGGGUACCAAAUUAAAGUCUGUCAGUUUUUUCUGUCUCCACCUCAAAGAUCACUGUAUGACUUCUUUUCUUCCUUCUCGGCUGUUUCACACGAAGUUUUCCCUUUUUCUAAGGCUCAGUCCUUAUCGUCUGAGACCUCCCUCUCAUUAUCCAUCUCUCCAUCCUUGACUGUUUCUAGUUCGAUUGUAACACUGAUCAAAUCUCCUUCAAGUUCAAAACAAACCAGCAAAACCUUCCCUUGAUACUGCCAUUACCUCAGAGCUAUGUACCGUGCUCCUUGCCCUCCCCCCGGACUUCUCCGGAUGCUAGUUGAUGCCUGUUUAGCACCUGUCACUGUUUCAUAUACUUCUUACUGGCCACUGCCUGGUUGGCAUCUACCACUUCUCUGGAAUCAGCAACCCCAAUAGCAGAUUUAACUGCUGGUUCCAUGGUUUUUGUUACUUGUCCUUUUUUGCAGUGUUUUAAAUAAUAAUCAUCUUUUCACUUAUUUUUUUAAAGAAGGUCAUUUAAAAAAAUCAUCCUGCAGUGGAAAAUUUGGAAAAUAUGGAAAAGUAUAAAGAAGACAAUUAUCAACUGUAAUACCAGCAGUACCUAUUGUUAAGCUCUAGGGCAUGUCAUUUCCAUCGCUCUCUUUUUAAAUGCAUUAAACAGAAAAGGAUCACAUGGUUAUUUUGUGAUCUGAUUUUUUCUAUCUUAAUAUAUUGUGAGUAUAUUUCCAAGUACUUAUUCUCGUGUGGCAUAACAUUUGUAGUUACACGAAGUGGCGGUGUUGAGACUGCCUUGGUUCAAAUCCUGGCUUCAGUUACUGCUGCAGUGUGACCUGAAGGAAGUUACUCCUCUGGGUUUUAGUUUCCUCAUCUUGAAAAUAGUUAUAACAUUCUUACUAACUUCUAGGGUUGCUGUAAGUAUUAAGUGAGCUAACACAUAGAAAUAAUUCUUGGCACUUAAUAAACAUCAGCUGUUAUUAACAAUAUUGUCUGACUGUACUAUAAUUUACAUUAUUUUUGUUUUUGCUUGUUCUGCCGUCAUUAAGCGUGUUGUAAGACCAUACGUGUCACUAAAUCUGGGUGCACAACAUGAUUUUUUUUAAAUGUGGAUUUUUAUUAGUAGGAUUGCUCAGCUAGUGGGUACAUCAUGCUCAUUGCUAAGUUGCUCUCUAGAGAGGCUGCAUUUAUACCUCCCAAGGCUGUACAGGAGACCAUUAACUUCAUUACAUUUUUCCAAAAAACUUUAUGCUAUUGCCCACAUUUUGUGCUGCUCCCUUGCUAAAAGUGAAUAACAAUAUGAUCAUGUUGUUACCUCUCUCUUGCCAAAACGUUGACUUGAUGAUAAGGGGAUCACUGUGACAUCAUCAUUACCCACAGAUGUUUCUUUUUUCUCCCCCCUCCCCCUCUCUUCUCCUUCCUCCCUCCUUUUGUUUCUUGAGACGGGUUCUUGGCUCUGUGCAGGCUGGAGUGCAGUGACACAAUCAUGGCUCACUGCAGUCUGGACCUCCCAGGCUCAAGUGGUCCUCUCACUUCAGCCUCCUGAGUAGCUGGGACAGCAGGCACGCACCACCACACCCAGCUAAUUUUUGUAUUUUUUGUAGAGAGGGGUUUUACCACGUUCCUAGGCUGGUCUCGAACUGCAUGUUCCCAGGCUGGUCUCGAACUCGUGGGCUCAAGCGAUCCACCCACCUCGGCCUCCCAAAUUGCUGGGAUUACAGACCCGAGCCAGCAUGCCUGGCCUCACAGAUAUUUCUUGAUCUACAUUUUAUUCAUUAUUUAGGUCCAACUUUAGCAUGUGUCAUGUAUUUAUAUACAGGUUCUAAAUCUUUCCAUUUGAAAAAUACUCAUUUUUCUAUCCAAAAUGAAUUCAAUUUUCCUUUUUAUUCUAGUCCCAGUCUGUGUAUGAGUAAAACCCCAAGGACCCUGUAUCCUGAUUUUACUAUUUUUUGUUAAUGGUUUGAAACAGCUUUAUUAAGAUAUAAUUCACAUACCAUACAAUUAUUUAAAGGGCACACACUUCAAUGGUUUUUAGUAUACUCACGGAUCUGUACAACCAUUAUCACAGUCAUGGGCAAUUGGUUCAGGAUUUGGGAAGAAAACGUAUGGCAUUAGGAUUAAAAGUACAAUGUUUAGAGUCUGGCUGAUCUGGGUUUAAAUCCCAAAUCUACCAUGUAUUAACUGUGUGACUUUGAGAAGGUUACUUAAUCACUAUGAGCUUCAGUUUUCUUUUUUUUUCCCGUUUUUAUUUUUAUUUUUAUUUUUAUUUUGAGGCAGAGUCUUACUCUGUCACCCAGGCUGGAGUGCAGUGGCGCGAUCUCGGCUCACUGCAACCUCUGCCUCCUGGGUUCAAGUGAUUCUUUGCCUCAGCCUCCCAAGUAGCUGGGAUUACAGGCCACCAUGCUUGGCUAAUUUUUGUAUUUUUAGUAGAGAUGGAGUUUCACCAUGUUGGCCAGGCUGGUCUCGAACUCCUGACCUCAGGUGAUAUGCCCGCCUCAGCCUCCCAGAGUGCUGGGAUUAUAGAUGCAAGCCACUGUGCCGGCCUGAGCUUCAGUUUUCUUAUCUGUAAUAUGGGAUUACUAGUGGUAUCUGGCUCAUAGGCUUAUUUUAAGGAUUAAGCAAGAUAAUAAAUGUAUAGAAUUUAGCACAGUAACCGGCACAUAGUAAAUGUUUGAUAAAUGGAACUCGGUAAAUAUUAUUGCCAUAAUUUUGUUCUUAAAUCAACCAGCAAGUGUUUGAUGCUAUUAUUAGGCAAUGUUAUUAAAUAAUGGAAGGUGUUUCUACCAGUGAUUCACAGUGUUUUCUGUAUCCAGCAAGCUUUUAAUACAGCUGCUUGUAUUAUUCUCCCGUAUAAACUUCUAAUUACUCUCUGAAAAUACAGUUGGUUUCCUGUUGAUAGAGAACAAUAACAGUAGCUUACACUUAGUGCUUACUGUCUGCCUGGCACUGUUCUAAGUGCCAUACCUAUAUUAACUCCUUUGAUCCUCAUUUUACAGAUUGGGUACGGAGGAGGUUAAACAACUUGGUCAAAGGAUUACAACAGUUAAGUGGUGGAGCCAGGAUUCUAACCUUGGUAUUCAGUCUGGCUACAGAGCCCAUGCUCUUUCUUAUCUUUAUGUUCUUCUCUUUACUUCCUAAAGAAUGGUAGAUGCAUUUCAAACAUCCUGACAUCUUGGCUGCUGAGGAUUCUGUAUGGAAAAGCACUAUGAGGUCUUUAAUGCUUGGUUGGAAGGAGAACUAAAAUGAGCAGUUGUGUGUGCUGUGGGCAUGGGCCUUAGGGCAGCUGUAUAUUUGUCAUCUGGAUCAGACCAUACAUUGGUGAUCCUGCUUCACAACCAUAGAAUCCAGACCCUCCAUGGGGCCAUGACCAGCCACAAAGUAUCCUCCCUGACCCUCCCUGUGGAAUGCUCGUGUGAACUUGCACUACUCCCUCCUUGCAUAGUAUCAAAUCCUGCGGAUCCUUGGAAGGCCACCUUAAAUUACUUCCCACCUGUGAAGCAGUAAACGUUAGUGCUCUUCGGUUAAUCAUCAUGUGUGGUGGUAUGACAUUUGCAGUAUCAUCUGUUACCAUUAUUUAAAUUUGAAUAUCUUUAUGUCUUGGCUCCUCAUGUUGAUUACAUGUUUCUUGCAGGCAGGGAACUAUGUCUUAAAUGUUUUAAAAUUUGCUUUAAUGGCCCCUGGAAAUAUUACCAAGGGUUGUGUGUGUGUGUGUGUGUGUGUGUGUGUGUUUCUUUCAGUCUCACUUGUCUGUCGAUAAUAGAAUAUCUCUGAAAUUCAAACAUACCUAGCCUCACAAACUUAGUCCCAAAGGUACAUGCUGUGUUUUUGCAAGAAGGUGGGCAGUCCCUAGUUGGCUGUUGGAUUAUGUGCAUUGUGUUGGGGUAGUAGUUGCUGCUAAUUGCCUGUCUGCAGCUCCUCAGAACCUGUUGUUGCUUCCUUUUGAAACCUUCCUUGAUUGCCCUAGUUGCUGCUCAUCCUGCAUCCAGGCCCCUCCCUUAGGCAUGUGACUCACGGAUUUAAAAGACAGUGCUGUACGGUAAUUAACUACCUGCCUCUCAUCACACAGAGAUGAGAACUUAAAUGUAGGCUUCCCAUCUAAAACUUUCUUCCCUGUGUGUUUAUCCACCCACGGACAUGGAGCAGCGCUGUCCCACACCUGGCCUUUUGGAGGAAAUAUUGCUAGACUUAUUUCUCCUGUUUGAAAUCACUAGUUGGCAUAUUCGUGUACAAGGGAUGGAUUUUACAUGGGUGCUCUUAAUUGAAAAUAAUUUUAUUUUCUGUAACUUCUAGAAUUUUGUUAGUUUAUUGAUGCACACAUAUUGGGUGGGUGACAGUUGGGUUUUUUAUGAAGAUAAUUUUAAGUUUUUAGUAAAUAAUUAAGUCAAGUAUUACAUGACAGUUUAAUUGGACUAAAUUCUGACAUAACCUAUACAUCCUUAAGGUGACCGGUGGUUAUCAUUUUCUAUGAAAUGUAAUUAGUUUUUCAGGAAACUUUGUCCACAUAAAGGAAUUGAUUCCACCCUUACUACCUGCUUAGCAAUCCUGAAAAAUAUUGUAAAUAUAAUCUUAGAGUAUGCAUCAUUAGGAAAUAAAUCUAUUUUGAGAAAUAAAUUUUAACGUACACUAUUAAUAGGACAUUUAGAAAUGUAAUUUUCUAAAUAUAUUAGAAAUAAUAGGACAUUUAGAAAUGACAUUCUUUUUUUUUUUUUCCUUGCUUUUUGUUUGUUUGUUUGUUUUAAGACAGGGACUCACUCUGUUUCCUAGGCUGGAGUGCAAUGGCGUGAUCAUUGCUCACUGCAGCCUCAACCUCCUGGGCUCAAGCGAUCCUCCCACCUCAGCCUCUGAAAGUGCUAGGAUUACAGGGUUAGCCACCAGCACCCAGCCAAGAAAUCCCAUUCUAAUGUAUUAGUAUGGUUUUAUCUAUUUUAGCAGUGUAAAAUAAAGUCUUUGUGAAUUAUAUAUAGUAUAAUUGAAUUGCCAAAAUAAACAUCCUUGCCCUCAAAUUGCUUAUGAUAUUGUUUCUGAAGCACAGACAUAAUCUUUUGACCUUUUAAGCAAAAAAUUAAUUUUUCAUUUAACUUUUUUUGUUUGUGUGUGUGUGUGUGUGUGUGUGACAGGGUCUUGCCCUGUUGCCCAGGCUAGAGUAUAGUGAUGCAAUGAUGGUUUACUGCAGCCUCAACUUCCCAGGCUCAAGUGAUCCUCCCACCUCAGCCUCCUGAGUAAUUGGGACUGCAGGCACGUGCCACCAUACUUGGCUAAAUUAACAUUUUUUUGUGGAAAUAUGGUCUUGCUAUGUUGCCCACACUGGUCUUGAACUCACGGGCUGAAGUGAUCCUCCUGCUUCAGUCACCCAAAGUACUGGGAUUACAGGUGUGAGCCAUCGUGCCUGGCCUUUCAUUCAACUUGUAAUUCACAAUUUCCAGAAAAAAAGUUUUAAAAUUACUGAUGGAGGAAAGAUCUUUGGGACUUGCUUGUAAAUAUGUUAAUAUUUGAUCUUAAUAAGCUCUGUCAUACUAACACUGUUUAUUAAACUUUGUGGUAGAAUUACUACCCAUAACUAAAGAAUGAAAUGCAUAUAUUUGCAAAUUGUUAAAAAUUUAUAAAUCGAUAGAAAAGUUGAAUGAAUAGUGAACACCCUUGUGUCUUUCACUAACUCAGUGGCUCACUUGCUAACGUUUGCCUCAUUUGCUUUCUCUGUUUAUAAAGACAUAUAUACUUUUUUUAUUCCCCUGAGCCAUUUGAAAGUAAGCUGCAAACAUCUUGACAUUUAACUUCUAAACAUUUUAGCACGUGUAUCCUAAGAGCAAGGUUGUCUUCCUGAAGAGUUACAUUAUCAUACUUAAGAGAUAUAGUAUUAAUACAAUAUUAUCUAACAUGUGAUCCCUAUUUAAAUUUCAUUUAUUUUCUUCCCCAGAACAGUUCUUUAUAGAUGUUUUAAUUUUUGAUCCAGAAACCAAGGGAAAAAAUAUAUCUAUAUCUAUAGAGAGCUAAAUAGAUCUAUAUUUGAUCCAGAAACCAAUCAAGGAAACACACACACACACACACACACACACACACCCGCUUUUGGCUGUCAUAUUUCUUUAGUUUCCUUUACUUUAGGAUAAGCCACUACCCCACCUCCAUCUACCACCCGGCAGUGGUCUUUUAUGAAAUCUCAUCAUAUUUUUCCUUUUCUUAUAUAAGCAGUCCCACAAUUUGCUGGUUAUAUUUCAUGCCUAGAUUAAAAUAAGAAUAUUUUGGAAUGAAUAUACUAUAUAGAUGGCAUUAAUUUUCCAUUAUAUUACAUUAGGAGAAGUAAUUUUUUUUACAUGUUUUUUUUCCGCUGUAUAAUAGUUUAGUAUUUGUUUUAAUAUACUUCUGUUAAAGAUUUGUGAUACUGUGUCUUUAAAUUUCAAAAUAGAAUUUUGUAAUUUACUCUUAAUUUUCUUAGUAUGUUGUAUUCCAAAAUUAUAGAAAGUGCUAUAAUAGACAUUUAUGUACAUUACAUAAAGUAAUAGACAUUUAUGUAAUGUGGGCAUAGAUUUAAAUUUUUUUUAAAUUGUUAAAAUAUUAACAUUUAACCAUGUCUGCUUUAGAUAGGUUUAAUCUUACAAGGAUCUAUCUACUUAUCUUUCUAUCUAUUUAUAAUGUAUAUAUCCAUUUUAAAUAAUAAUAACAAUACAUGAAUAAAUCUGGUCCAAACUUCUAUCUUGAGAAAUGUAACAGCAAUUUUGAACUCCUUCAUCCCUCAAGACAAUUAUUCCUCCCUUCCCAGAGGUAACCAUCCUCCUAAAUUUGAUGUCAUUCCCUUAGUUUUUUCUUAAGUUUUACCACAUUUGUGUUGUCCCUUUAACAUACUUUUUUUUUUAAGCUUUUCCUGUUUUUGAGCUUUAUACAUAUGGAAUUAUUCUGUAUAUAUUCUUCUUGGGCUUGAUUUUUUUAUUUAUAUUACAAUUUUGAGAUGUCAUUUAUGUUGACAUUGUUAGCCGAAGUUCAUUAAUUUUUCACUAUUUGAUAUAAUAUUCCAAAUUACUGGAAUAUGGAAUAUUCUAUGAAUAUACCACAGUCCAUUUUACUGCUGCUUGACACCUCGGUUUCACCUAGUUUUUGGUAUGGAAAAAAUACUGCUUUAAAUAUUCUUUUGCGUGGCUCAUGGUAGCUAAGUACAAAAGGUUCUCUAGGUUAUAUGCAUAGACCUGGAUUGUUGAGUCUUGGGUGUAUACACCAUCAGCUUUACUAGGUAUGGCAGAAUGUCUUCUUUUACACAGUUGUGGAAUAAGCCAGAUGAGUUCAAGAGGAGCAAGUUUGUGAGAGGAUGGACAAGUGAGUUAGUGAGUUACAUUUCAUUUGUUUUGAGUUUUAGCCUAUUUAGUUAGAAAUGUUAAGUAGGCAUUUGAGAUGUGUUUACUUUUUUAGCUCCACCCAUCUUUGUUUUUUCCUAGGUUGACUCAUUCAGGUAUGUCAUCUCUCCCUUCUCCUUAAAGUGGCCUUUAAAGAAAAAAGUUGCAGGCCGGGCACGGUGGUUUACACCUAUAAUCCCAGCACUUUGGGAGGCCAAAGAGGGCGGAUCACAAGAUCAGGAGUUCAAGACCAGCUUGGCCAAUAUGGUGAAACCGCAUUUCUACUAAAAAUAAAAAAAUUAGCCGAGCGUGGUGACACGUGCCUGUAAUCCCAGCCACUUGGGAGGCUGAGGCAGGAGAAUCACUGGACCUAGGGAGGUGGAGGUUGCAGUGAGCCGAAAUCGUGCCACUGCACUCUACCCUGGGUGACAGAGUGAGACUCUGUCUCAAGGAAAAAAUUGCAGUAUCAUGGUACAACAAUUACUUGAUCGUAAUAGAAGAUGUGUUCAGUUUUUAUAUCUUCAGUCUCAGGCCAUCCGUCAUAUGCAGCCUUUUUGUUUUUAUAGACCUUGAACCACAGAACUACAUUAAGCUAGUUUGCUGUUUUCCAGGGAUGACAUAAAGGAGAAGUGGGUAGAGGGUGAUGCUGUUAUUAGCAAGUGUGCAUUCCAGGUAGCGGUUCACAAAGGGGAAAAAACGUAAAGGAAAGACGGGUGCAAGCUAAAACAAAUAAGCCAGUAAGUAAAAAACCACAACACUCUUUUGUGAUUAUUUAGAUCUGAAACAAAUAGCAGCAUGUAUUAAUAGUCCCUGAUGAUUUCACUGUAUUGUAGCAUAACUCUGGUAUUCAUAAUGUCAAUUCUGAAUUUCUUUAUGUGUUGAGAGAGUGUAAUCAUGCUGAUUUUAGCAGAUCUGGUGAACCCUUAGCAAUCUAGAAUCACUCUCUGAUAAUUCCUGAAUUAACAGUAGAAAUUUAACUGUUUUAUGUGGUGAAAUUAUUCUAGGAAGCUUGUUCCAUGGGACAUUUACCUAUUAGCUAAUAAAACAAAUGGUCUAUUGAUAAUUUCUCAAAAGCUCUGUAUAAAAAAAAAAUAUAUAUACAAUAAUUUCUCUACUGGCCGAAUUGGAUUUACUUGGAAAAAGAAAGAGGGUGUUAUCAAAAAAUUUAAAUGUCUUGUUAGGUUCGUAAGUUGUAGAACAAGAAUGAGAAUGUGCAAGUGUUUUUAUGCUUCAUUGUUGGGAAGGAUAAAUUGCAAAAGAACAUAGAGCUGGGUGAUUUUCUGGGGUUCAGUCUGUUGCGGGUGCCACAGAUUGGCACUCCCCUCGGAAUUGCCACACCUUCACGGAGCCAGAACAGGAGGGAUACGGAGGGAAAGGGCCCUUUCCCAACUUCAGACUGAGCACCCAGAAGUUGACCUGGGACUGCUGUUUUGUUUCUAGGAAACUAGAAACCUUGGCAGAAUUGAAAUUUCGUAGUGAUUUUUUCUUCUUUGCUCUCCAAAAAAUAAACUUGUAUGUACACACAUAUGUAUAUACACUCACACCUACAUAAAAGAAAGAUAAUUUCAAAGAAAUAAUAUAUCUCGUAUAGUCCUUGAACAGUUAUUUUACUAUUCAAAGUAGGUUCUUCAAAAUUUUUAAUUUGAAAUAACUAGGUUUACAGGAAAUUGCAAAAAAUAGUAAGGAGAGGUCCCUUGUGCCUUUCACCUUUCCCUUAAUGGUAACUUCUUACUACCCACAGCACAGCAUUAAACUAGAAAUUGACAUUGGUACAUUUUAUGUGUUUAGUGCUGUGCUGUUUAAACAUAUAUGUAGUUGAUUUGUGAACCACUGUGGCAUCAAGACACAAAUGCUGCCACCACCAAGCUCUCCCUUGUGCUGCACACACCUGCCCCAUGGCAGCCAGUAAUCUGCUUUUCAUCUCUAUGAUGUUGACAUUUCGAGGAUAUUAAUAAAUGGAAUCACAUAGUAUGUGACCUUUUAAAAUUAGCUUAUUUUCACUUGGCGCAAUUCCUUGAGAUCUAUCCAAGUUGUGUGAAUCAACAGUUCUUUCCUUUUUAUUGCUGAAUAGGAUUCCAUGGUUUGUUUAACCAUUCACCUUUUGAAAGAUAAUCUCUUUCCCUAGUUUUUGGCUUUUAACAGUAAAGCAGCUGUGAACAUUCAUGUUCAGUUUUUUGUGUGGACAUAAAUUUUUAUUUCUUUGGGAGAGGUGCUGUUAAAGAAAAAAAAAUUAUUCAGUGACACUUGUUAAAGCAUGGGAAGGAAGACAUUAUUCAGGAUCAUCCCUGUAAGUGUAGGGACCACUACAAUAGUGUCUUACAGUGGGUGGGGAGAGAGCGUGGCCUCAGUGCUGGAUGUAGCAUGGGGAAGUGGGAAUUUGUAGCCAAGGAGCUGGUUGAGGGCCAGUGGAUGGAAAAUUCUCAAGAGGAAAUGUCAGGUGUAAGGGGUUUCUGCCUAAACUGACCGUAACAGGAUUCUUUCUUGCUGAAGACAGGCCAAGGUGAUCAGACAUCAGCUGGAGGGUGGCAGAAGAAGAAGAGGGUAAUCAGACACCUUGACGGGAGGUUUGCUAAUCUGGCUUAGCAGGGUUCUUUGCUAAAACAGGAAUUUACAAGGAAGUACACAGAUAGGCCUGGGAGAAAAGUUCAGGAGCCUGGCUCAUUUGGUCAAGCAAAGAAUCUUUGCCAGAGCCCAGGGGUGUGCAGUUGGUGGCUUACCUGUAAGUAGCUGUGCCAUUUUACAUGCUCACUGGCAGUGUAUGAGAGAUCCAGUUUCUUCACAUUCGUGUCCACAUUUGGUGUUGUCACUAUUUUUUUAUUUUAGCUGUGCCAGUAGGUGUGCAGCAUAGUUUGGUUUGCGUUUCCCUGAUGUCUAGUAAUGUUGACCAUAUCUUUUCAUGCGCGUAUUUGCCGUCUAUAUAUCCUCUUCAAUAAAAUGUCUUUAUAUUUCUUGCCCAUUUUCUAGUUGAAAUUUUUUUCAAUUGUUGAGCUUUGAGAUUUCUUUAUAUAUCCUAGAUGAGGCUUUUAUCACAUAUAUUGUUAGCAAAUAUAUUUUCCUAGCCUGUACCUCAUUUUUUUGCCUUCUUAAACAGGUCUUUUGUAGAGCAAACAUUUUUAAUUUUGUUGAAGUUCAGUUUAUCGUGUUUUUUUUUCUUUCAUGGAUUGUAUUUUUGGUGUCAUUCCCCAUUCCCCAUUCCCCACUCUCCAGCCCCAGACGGCCACGAAUCUACUCUCGGUCUCUGUGAAAUUGCCUAUUCUGAAUAUUUCCUAUAAGUGGAAUCAUAUGUCUGGCUUCUUUCACUUAGCAUAUAUUCAGGCCUCAUCCCUGUUGUAUCAUGAACCAGUUCUUUUUAUGGCUUCGUUUAUUUUUAAGGUUGAAUAAUGUUCCACUGCAUGGAUAAGACCACAUUUUGUUUAGCCAUUUGUCAGCUGAUCGGCAAUUAAGGUUGUUUUCACUUCUUCGUCUGCAUCAGUACAGCUGCAUGUGUACCCUUCAGCCCUGCACCUUCCUUAUACACGAUGCACAGAUGUACGCAUGCGAGUACUUGUGUGUACGGUUUUGUUUUCUUUUUUAAAUAAUGGAGGAUUAACUUAUUUUAUAGUUUUUUUCUUCGAUAUUUGGGAUGUCUUUUUAUGUCUAUAUAAAAAGAUAUAUCUCAUUAUUUUAAAUGACUAUGUAGUGUUUAAUGUGACUGCUUAAUUGAUCCUAUUCUAAUAAACAUUUAGAUGACAUUGGGUAACUUCUUGUUUUUCUUUUUUAUAUAACAGUGGCACCAGGCACAGUGGUUUAUGCCUAUAAUCCCAGCACUCUGGGAAGCCAAGGCAGAAGGAUCACUUGAGCCCAGGAAUUUGAGACCUGCCUGGGCAACAUAGAGAGACCUUAUUUCUACAAACGAACAAACAAACAAAAAAUUAUCCAGGCUUGUUGGCACUUGCCUGUAGUCCCAGCUACUUUGGAGGCUGAGGUGGGAGGAUCACUUGAGCCCAGUAGGUGGAGGCUACAGGGAAUUAGGAUUACACCACUGCACUCCAGCUUGGGUGACAGAGCAAGACCCUGUCUCAAAUAAAAAAAUAGUGACACUAAUCAUCCUUGUACAAGUGUCUUUUUUGGUGCAUAGCUCAUUUUACCUACUUUUGGAUUUUUCUCUUCAAUGCCAUUUGUCAUUAACUUAUUUAGAAGUGUAUUGAUUACCUCCUAUAGGCCAGGCACUGUACUGUGUAUCAGACACUAGGGACACAAGCACUAGUAAAAUGCUAUGGCUAUACUCAAGUUUUUUGUAAAGAUGAUAUACCUAUAAGUAGGUAAUCAUGGUUCACUGUGAUAAGUGCACAAUGUGUUAUUACUAGAAUCCUGUGGAACGAACUGUAGCAGAAGGUAAGGCAGGUUACGUUAAAUAGAUUGAAAACAGAUUAUAGCAGUCUGUGAAUGCCCUUCUAAUGAAUUUGGACUUCAUUUUGUACAUAAUUAGAAAUCAUUGAAAAAGGCCGGGCGCGGUGGCUCAUACCUGUAAUCCCAGCACUCUGGGAGGCCUAGGCGGUUGGAUCACGAGGUCAGGAAUUCGAGAUGAGCCUGGCCAAGAUGGUGAAACCCUGUCUCUACUAAAAAUACAAAAGUUAGCUGAGUGUGAUGGCACAUGCCUGUAGUCCCAGCUACUUGGGAGGCUGAGGCAGGAGAAUUGCUUGAACCCGGGAGGCAGAGGUUGUGGUGAGCUGAGUUCGUGCCAUUGCACUCCAGCCUGGGCGACAAGAGCGAAACUCCGUCUAAAAAAAAAAAAAAAAAGAAAUCAUUGAAAAAAUGUAGGCACACUUAAAUUUUUUAACUUUAGUAAAUUUUUGUGCUGUGACUGUUUUAGAACACUUUAUCACCUCCCACAAUCACUGCCUUCUACCUCCUCAUCUAGGCAACCACUGCUUAUUUUCUGUCUCUAAAUUUGCUUUUCCUAAACAUUUAUGCGUUGGAAACAUACAGUAUGCAGUAUUUUUACAUUGGCUUCUUUCAUCUAGCGUGUCUUUGAGGCUCAUGUAUGCUGUAAUGUGUAUCAGUAUUUUGUGCCUUUUUACUGCCUAAUGAUAUUCCAUUCUGUGGUGAUGACAAUUUAUGUGCUCAGCAAUUGAUGGAUGUUUGGAUUGUUUCCAGUUUUUGGUUAUUAUGAACAAAGCUGCUAUGAACAUCUGUAGAUAAAUCUUUGUGUGGGCACAUAUUUCUCUUGGGAAAAGGAAAUUUUGGAUCCUGUGAUAAGUUUAUAUAUAACUUUAAGAAAUUAGGGCAUGGUGGCUCACGCUUAUAAUCCCAGUGACUCGGGAGACUGAGGCGGGAGGAUUGCUUGAGCUCAAGAGGUCAAGGCUGAAGUGAGCCAUGAUUGGGCUACUGCACUCUAGCCUGGACAACAGAGUGAGACCUCACCUCUAAAAGAACAAAGAAAAAAAAUUUACAGACUAUUCCUCAAAGUGACUGCAUCAUUUUACAGUCCUGUCAGCAAUGUAUGCGGGUUCCAGCUUCUCCAGAUGCUCGACACUUGGUAUUGUCUUUUGAUUAUGGCCAUUUUAAUGGCUGUAUAGUGUAUCUCAUUGUAGUUUUAACUUGCAUCUUCCUAAUGACAGGGUGUUUAUAAUCUUUUCAUGAAGCAUAGUUAUAUUUUAGAGACAUGAGUCCAAUGAAUAGAGGUAAGAAUGGAGGUGAGCUACAUGAAAGAUGAGAGCCUACGUCAGACAAUAUGUGUAGAGAUGGGGAGACAUUUUAAAGAUACGUGUAUCAGAGCUAGAAUGAGCAGCAUUUAGUAACUCCUGAGUAUAAUAGAUGAAGCAGAGGGAGGUGGGGCUUGUGAUCCCAAGAUUUUAAACUUCGGCAAUUGGGCACUUUUUGGCUAACGGUGCUGCCAUUAGCCAAAAAGUGACUGCCGGUACAUAAACAGAUUUUGUGCUGGUGGUUGAUGGCUUUUAUAUUGAUCUUAUUCUCUUGAUGUGCCACUGGAAUAAACAUUUAAUAGAGUGUUUGGAAACAUGUAUCUAGUUCAAAAGAAGGAUCUGGGCUGAGGUAUAAAUUUAGGGCAGUUUACAUUGUGUAGGGAACAACUAAAUUCAUGGAAGUAAAUGAUGUAUCUGUUCCUAAGUCACCCUAUCUGCUGAGUUACUUGUGACAAAUUGUUUAAACAGUAAAAGAAUUUAAUAUGAAAAGAUACACGUUAAGAUGAUUCUAGGAUUAAUUCAUUCAGGCAUGACAGCAUCACCAAGGACCCAGGUUCUUUCUAUCUUUUAAUGCUGCUGCUGUUCUUGAUCUGUUGGGUUGUCCUCAUGGUCCAGUUCUUGUUUACACAUUCAAACCCAGAAUUGCAUGCAAAAAGGCUGGGAGCAUGUGUUUUUACCUGGGUCUUUUUUCAUCAGCCAAGAAAACUUUUCCUAAAAGCUCCCUAGCAAACUUACUUUCUUGUCUUCUUGGCCAGAAUUGCAUUAGGAAUGUGUUACCAGACUACCCACUGGCAAGGGGAAUGGAAAUUGUCACAGUUGGUUCAGACCAGAGCUUUCUAGCCCAAGUAUUUUUUUCUGUUAUCUCUUCUGGAAGAAGCCUUUUCCCCUUGCCUUUUGAGUCUCUUCUGUAGUUCAGACUUAUGAAAAUAUGCAUCAGUUUAAUACUGUCUUGGAAUUCAUGAGAUGGAAGCAUAGGUCAAAGCUGUUUGGAGAAAAUCAGAAGUACAGUUUUAUCUAGCCACAUCUUGGAGGAGUCGUAAGAAAGCAGUGGGAGUUGAAGUCAUUGUCAAGUGCUUGCGAUCUUUUACAAGAAAAUCUCACUGAAUGAUAGUCAUUUAAAUUGGUGAAGUAGCAAGACCAAUUAUUAAAGGUGACAGUACACAGGAAACAUUACAAUUGAACAAUGCCUCAGCUAUACAUUUACAUCAGAUUAUUGGGAGCCUAUUUGUUCAUCAUUUCUCGUGUUCAAGGACAGAAUCUGGAUAGUAUGCUUCAUGGCACUGGGAUGAAAUCAGACUCCGACCAGAAAAAGUCAGAAAAUGGAGUAACCUUAGCACCAGAGGAUACCUUGCCUUUUUUAAAGUGCUAUUGCUCAGGGCACUGUCCAGAUGAUGCUAUUAAUAACACAUGCAUAACUAAUGGACAUUGCUUUGCCAUCAUAGAAGAAGAUGACCAGGGAGAAACCACAUUAGCUUCAGGGUGUAUGAAAUAUGAAGGAUCUGAUUUUCAGUGCAAAGAUUCUCCAAAAGCCCAGCUACGCCGGACAAUAGAAUGUUGUCGGACCAAUUUAUGUAACCAGUAUUUGCAACCCACACUGCCCCCUGUUGUCAUAGGUCCGUUUUUUGAUGGCAGCAUUCGAUGGCUGGUUUUGCUCAUUUCUAUGGCUGUCUGCAUAAUUGCUAUGAUCAUCUUCUCCAGCUGCUUUUGUUACAAACAUUAUUGCAAGAGCAUCUCAAGCAGACGUCGUUACAAUCGUGAUUUGGAACAGGAUGAAGCAUUUAUUCCAGUUGGAGAAUCACUAAAAGACCUUAUUGACCAGUCACAAAGUUCUGGUAGUGGGUCUGGACUACCUUUAUUGGUUCAGCGAACUAUUGCCAAACAGAUUCAGAUGGUCCGGCAAGUUGGUAAAGGCCGAUAUGGAGAAGUAUGGAUGGGCAAAUGGCGUGGCGAAAAAGUGGCGGUGAAAGUAUUCUUUACCACUGAAGAAGCCAGCUGGUUUCGAGAAACAGAAAUCUACCAAACUGUGCUAAUGCGCCAUGAAAACAUACUUGGUUUCAUAGCGGCAGACAUUAAAGGUACAGGUUCCUGGACUCAGCUCUAUUUGAUUACUGAUUACCAUGAAAAUGGAUCUCUCUAUGACUUCCUGAAAUGUGCUACACUGGACACCAGAGCCCUGCUUAAAUUGGCUUAUUCAGCUGCCUGUGGUCUGUGCCACCUGCACACAGAAAUUUAUGGCACCCAAGGAAAGCCCGCAAUUGCUCAUCGAGACCUAAAGAGCAAAAACAUCCUCAUCAAGAAAAAUGGGAGUUGCUGCAUUGCUGACCUGGGCCUUGCUGUUAAAUUCAACAGUGACACAAAUGAAGUUGAUGUGCCCUUGAAUACCAGGGUGGGCACCAAACGCUACAUGGCUCCCGAAGUGCUGGACGAAAGCCUGAACAAAAACCACUUCCAGCCCUACAUCAUGGCUGACAUCUACAGCUUCGGCCUAAUCAUUUGGGAGAUGGCUCGUCGUUGUAUCACAGGAGGGAUCGUGGAAGAAUACCAAUUGCCAUAUUACAACAUGGUACCGAGUGAUCCGUCAUACGAAGAUAUGCGUGAGGUUGUGUGUGUCAAACGUUUGCGGCCAAUUGUGUCUAAUCGGUGGAACAGUGAUGAAUGUCUACGAGCAGUUUUGAAGCUAAUGUCAGAAUGCUGGGCCCACAAUCCAGCCUCCAGACUCACAGCAUUGAGAAUUAAGAAGACGCUUGCCAAGAUGGUUGAAUCCCAAGAUGUAAAAAUCUGAUGGUUAAACCAUCGGAGGAGAAACUCUAGACUGCAAGAACUGUUUUUACCCAUGGCAUGGGUGGAAUUAGAGUGGAAUAAGGAUGUUAACUUGGUUCUCAGACUCUUUCUUCACUACGUGUUCACAGGCUGCUAAUAUUAAACCUUUCAGUACUCUUAUUAGGAUACAAGCUGGGAACUUCUAAACACUUCAUUCUUUAUAUAUGGACAGCUUUAUUUUAAAUGUGGUUUUUGAUGCCUUUUUUUAAGUGGGUUUUUAUGAACUGCAUCAAGACUUCAAUCCUGAUUAGUGUCUCCAGUCAAGCUCUGGGUACUGAAUUGCCUGUUCAUAAAACGGUGCUUUCUGUGAAAGCCUUAAGAAGAUAAAUGAGCGCAGCAGAGAUGGAGAAAUAGACUUUGCCUUUUACCUGAGACUUUCAGUUCGUUUGUAUUCUACCUUUGUAAAACAGCCUAUAGAUGAUGAUGUGUUUGGGAUACUGCUUAUUUUAUGAUAGUUUGUCCUGUGUCCUUAGUGAUGUGUGUGUGUCUCCAUGCACAUGCACGCCGGGAUUCCUCUGCUGCCAUUUGAAUUAGAAGAAAAUAAUUUAUAUGCAUGCACAGGAAGAUAUUGGUGGCCGGUGGUUUUGUGCUUUAAAAAUGCAAUAUCUGACCAAGAUUCGCCAAUCUCAUACAAGCCAUUUACUUUGCAAGUGAGAUAGCUUCCCCACCAGCUUUAUUUUUUAACAUGAAAGCUGAUGCCAAGGCCAAAAGAAGUUUAAAGCAUCUGUAAAUUUGGACUGUUUUCCUUCAACCACCAUUUUUUUUGUGGUUAUUAUUUUUGUCACGGAAAGCAUCCUCUCCAAAGUUGGAGCUUCUAUUGCCAUGAACCAUGCUUACAAAGAAAGCACUUCUUAUUGAAGUGAAUUCCUGCAUUUGAUAGCAAUGUAAGUGCCUAUAACCAUGUUCUAUAUUCUUUAUUCUCAGUAACUUUUAAAAGGGAAGUUAUUUAUAUUUUGUGUAUAAUGUGCUUUAUUUGCAAAUCACCCACUCCUUUACAACCAUACUUUAUAUAUGUACAUACAUUCAUACUGUAGAAACCAGCUCAUGUGUACCUCAUAUCCCAUCCUUAAGAGAAGAAAUGUUAUAAAGUAGAACUAAAUAUAAAUUUUCAGAAUUAAUGCAUUCAAAGUAAUAUAUCAAAUCCAGGACUUUGUUAACUUCAGGUAAAAACUUCAUUAGGGUAAUAUCAUCUCAAUUUUUUCAAAUGAAAGGAUUCUCUAAUUAGAAAUUUAUAUGUCAGAGCUGUUAUAAAUUUAUCAACUGUCAAAUAUGUUCUGGACAGCUAAAUCAUUUGAGAUUUUUGGUUUUUUGAUUUCUAUUCCCUAACUUGUGAAGACAAUGAAAAAUCAGGCAGAAAUAUUUAGUAUCUAGUCAGUAUCUGUAGCUACACUGUAUAACUGUUCUUCAAUAAAAUGGUUCAUAUUUUAUAGAUGCCUUGUUAUCUCAAGAAAUCUGAUUUACAUAAACUUAUACUUCUUUAAUGCUUUUUAAAUAUUUAUUCUGAGCAAACAAUUCAUGAGUACAUCAAGUGAGAUAGUUUUAUUUGAUUAUAACAUAAAAUAAAUGUGAUUAUAUCACAUCAUCAUCAAAAAGGUUUAAAUUAAAUGGGAGGAAAUCAGCAUAUGUCCACCCAUUACCAAAAUUUGACUAUCAUUUAAGGUUAAAACUUACAAAUUUGUCUGCACAUCAAAUUUCACAAAUUUGAAAAUUGCCUUAACCAUUUUGAUUAAUAAGUUUCAUCUGCCAUAAUUAAAGUCUGAAGUGUUCAUCAAGAUAAGUAAAUUUGCAUAUGGAUAAUACCCAAUAACUUGUUUUUUCAGAAUUUUUCACCAUAUGUAUACUGAGAAAUACAAAUAUUUUAAUCUGCGUUGCCGUAUGAUAUGAUUGCACUUAGAACACCCAAUUUACUUAAAUCUUGGUUUACUUUUGACUUGAUACCAUAAUCUUUAAAAUCAUUUGUCAUCUUUUUUUUUUUUUUUUUGAGACGGAGUCUCGCUCUGUCGCCCAGGCUGGACUGCGGACUGCAGUGGCGCAAUCUCGGCUCACUGCAAGCUCCGCUUCCCGGGUUCACGCCAUUCUCCUGCCUCAGCCUCCCGAGUAGCUGGGACUACAGGCGCCCGCCACCGCGCCCGGCUAAUUUUUUGUAUUUUUAGUAGAGACGGGGUUUCACCUUGUUAGCCAGGAUGGUCUCAAUCUCCUGACCUCAUGAUCCACCUGCCUCGGCCUCCCAAAGUUCAUUUGUCAUCUUAAUAAAAAUAUAAAGACAGGCAAAGUUUAUUGGAAAUGUUCAAAUGGUGUGUGGAAGCAAAAAAUUACAGCCAGUAUAUGAGACCACUAUUAUGGUUUUUUAAAAUUAACUUGGUCUAGUAAAAGUGAUAUCAAGAGUUAAUCUUAGAAACUUGCUCAGUAAAAACAUUUUCUAGUAUAACAUGUUCUUUAAAAAGCAAAUGCUGCCGUCUUUGGAAUCUUAAUCUAAAAAUGUGGCCGGGCGCGGUGGCUCACGCCUGUAAUCCCAACACUUUGGGAGGCUGAGGCGGGUGGAUCACAAGGUCAGGAGUUCAAGACCAGCCUGGCCAACAUGGUGAAACCCCAUCUCUACUAAAAAUAAAAAACUCAGCCAGGCGUGGUGGCGGGUGCCUGUAAUCCCAGCUACUCGGGAGGCUGAAGCAGGAGAAUUGCUUAAAAUCAGAAGGUGGAGGUUGCAGUGAGCUGAGAUCGUGUCACUGCACUCCAGCCUGGGCAAAAGAGCGAAACUCCAUCUCAAAUAAACAAACAAAUAAAUAACAAAAAACAAAAAUGUUGCAUUAAACUUAGUUCUUGUCUCUCCUUUCCACUCUUAUUCUUAAAUCUGAAGCUCAUCGACUAAGUGAAAUAUUUAAAGAAUAUGAUAGGCCAGCAAGAAGAAGUAUUAUGUAGUACCAUAGUUAGUAAAUUCGUAAAACCUUGGAAGCCAUUAUUUGGUCCCACUUGCAAUUUAGUGUUUUUGAAGUGUGUAGCUUCAUUCAGAUAGCUCUUUAAAUAAUUAAAAUAUAAAAGCAAACAACCCAAACUACCUGACUAUAAACAGGAAAAGUUAACCCUCAAAGAGAGUUCUUGUGAAUUCUCUUUAUGCUGGCAAAUAGCUCUAGGAUUAAAGGCACAUUAGGGUUUCCUUCAGUUUGUUUAUUCUAAGCUUUUACUGUGCUUUUUACUGAACAAGUUUCUGAUGUAUAAAACUUGCAUCUGAUUUCUUUGGAAAUAUUUUCACAAAAGUUAUUUUAAUCAGUAUUUUUACAUUGCCUUUCCAGUGUCCAGAAGUGUUUCUAAACUUAGAAAGUGACCUAUAGUUUUUUAAAAUUAUGUUUUCCUAGAACGUGCCAAAUUUUGAUUUACUCUAACAAUCAGUACUUUUCUUCAGAUGCUUUGUUCUGUUUAGAACAAAAAUGCACUAUAGUUUUUAAAGAAUCAUGCAUCUUUGGGUUGGCCCAGGAUCAAAUUUGAUAUUGAAUAAUUUAUUCCAGGGCAGCUUUCAUAAACAUACUUCAUAGAUGUUGUUUUGAAAUGUUUCUAAAUAUCUAAAAUCAUUUCAACAGCAGAAAUGAUUUUUAUUUUAACAAAAGAUUAUGAUAGCCCUUGUAGUGUUUAAAAGUGGUCAUAUUUAUUACUGACUUUGAGUCAGGUGUUAAAAUAGCAGUGCCACAGCUCGUCUCUUGCCUUAGUGUGCUGCUGUGAGAGUCACAGUGGAAACUGCAGGGAGGAGGUGUGUUCCUAAGAACCAAAAUCCAGCACAGCAUCCUGUGAAGCCACGUGUAAUGAUGGUCCCAUAAGGAAAGUAUGUGAAUAUGGCUCUUGUAAAGGAUUAACUAUUGUAAUUUUAGCUUAUGCUCUGUAUUCUGUUUUCUAUGGAAUUAUUUAAGCCCUUUUAGUGACCUUUGUCCUGGCCCAUUUAAAAACUAAAAUGUAGUAUAUAUUGUAUAAAAUGGAAAUAUCAUUAUUGCUUCAUUAGGGGAAACUGUACAUAGGCAUUGAAAGAAGGGUAAAAGCAAGCAGUUUUAUCAGGCAGUUGUAAAACACCAAAAAUAUAGAUUCGUCUUUGACGUGUAACACACUAAAUGUAUUUUGUACAGCAUCUGGUUUAAAAGGUGCCUUAAGAGUUUACCAUUACUUGCUUUGUUCUAUAUACAGAUUAUGUCCAAUGUAUCAUUUUGAAGUAAAUAACCUUAUUUUAGUAUA
Homo sapiens (human) is the source of this 30789-nucleotide messenger RNA. RefSeq names its product bone morphogenetic protein receptor type 1A (gene BMPR1A). The record is from RefSeq and is a predicted model, not a curated record. Lineage: Eukaryota; Metazoa; Chordata; Mammalia; Primates; Hominidae. Gene Ontology annotation, molecular function: transmembrane receptor protein serine/threonine kinase activity; protein kinase activity; BMP binding. The transcript has 13 exons. The coding region runs from base 24941 to 26539 and encodes 532 amino acids. Gene Ontology annotation, biological process: positive regulation of miRNA transcription; ventricular septum morphogenesis; atrioventricular valve development. Gene Ontology annotation, cellular component: plasma membrane; membrane; dendrite.